GGGCGUUCUGCUAUUUCUGCUGCGGCAGCAGCUGCGGCUUGUUCUGCUAAGAGGCUCAGGCGCGGCGCUGUGUGAGGCUCUCGCAGACCCAGUCAGUCUGCAAAAGCCCAACCCCAGACUGGUGCCUCACUCUCUCUUUUCCUCGUAAUCCACCAGAGUAAGGAAGGACGCCUCUGGAAAGGAAACCUGGCCGCAUCCUUUGCCCUGAGGCAGGCAGCCUGGAAUGAGCCACUGCUGACAUGUGCAGGAUGUCUUUCAAGAAGGAAACACCACUUGCAAACGCUGCGUUCUGGGCAGCAAGAAAAGGAAACCUGGCUCUUCUGAAACUCUUGUUAAACAGUGGUCGGGUGGAUGUGGACUGCAGAGACAGUGUAUGAACUCGCAUGGCACCACUCUGCUCAUGGUUGCUUCCUACGCUGGCCACAUAGACUGUGUGAGGGAGUUGGUUCUCCAAGGAGCAGAUAUCAACCUUCAGAGAGAGUCAGGUACAACGGCUCUCUUCUUUGCCGCACAACAAGGCCACAACGAUGUGGUGAGAUUUCUCUUUGAAUUUGGAGCUUCCACUGAAUUUAGAACCAAAGAUGGCGGCACUGCAUUGUUGGCUGCUAGUCAGUACGGCCACAUGCGAGUGGUGGAGACCUUAUUGAAGUACGGUGCCAACAUUCAUGAUCAACUUUAUGAUGGAGCUACUGCACUCUUCCUCGCAGCCCAGGGGGGUUACUUGGAUGUGAUUAGAUUAUUGUUAUCUUCAGGAGCAAAAGUCAACCAACCAAGGCAGGAUGGAACAGCUCCGUUGUGGAUAGCAUCUCAGAUGGGACACAGUGAGGUAGUGAGAGUAAUGUUGCUUCGGGGGGCAGAUCGGGACGCUGCAAGGAACGAUGGUACAACGGCAUUAUUGAAGGCCGCCAACAAAGGGUACAACGAUGUCAUCGAAGAACUGCUCAAGUUCUCUCCCACCCUUGGCCUUUUAAAGAAUGGAACAACAGCUCUUCAUGCUGCAGUGCUCAGCGGUAAUAUCAGAGCAGUCGCCUUGCUCCUGGAAGCAGGAGCAGACCCUGCCCUUAGAAACAAGGCAAAUGAACUACCAGCAGAAUUAACCAAAAAUGAACGCAUUUUACGUCUCCUCCGAAGUAAGGAAACACACAGGAAAAGCUAAUUCAGCUCCUGCUUCAUAGUGGCUAAAUGCUGUCCACAUCAGUAAGAAAGCAAAUUUGUUCUGCAAACAGUUUUGGACUUUGGUUCUUGAAAGCAUUUUGUUUAAUUGGCUCACAAUGCCGACACUGCUGCUCCCAGGACAAUCUUAGGGUCUCCACACUGUGCCCUAGGUUCGAGAUGUGGGGUGGCCUUCACUCUCCCUUACAACAGGGUUUACACACUGGCCUGUUAACUAGACUCCACUGUGUUUUAGCACCUUCAUGGAGUGGAAAGAAACCCCCUUAUGCCAUUCAGUUAACAAAUUCUAAGGUGGACAGGGCUUCCAGCCCUCAUCAAGGCCAUAUGAAAUUCUGCCCCCUUUAAAGGACUCUAAGUCUGACAUUUAGCUGAUUAAUUGCACUUUUCCUUUGUGUCUCGUGUAGCGCUGGUAAUACAAACAUAUAUGCAUAUAUUCAUCUAGGCAGGGAGUUUCUUUUACUUCAUUACAAUAUAUUUUCUUCCACUUAAGGAUCACAGCCAUAAUGAUUAGGAAUCAGGUAAAUGGCAAACACAAAUGCACUCUUGUUGAAGACCACCAAUACUAUUUGACAAGAAUGUGUAUUCUUGGGGAGCUAGGUGGCGCAGUGGAUAGAGCUCCGGCCUUGGAGUCAGGAGGAUCUGAGUUCAAAACC
Molecule: messenger RNA, 1826 nt
Organism: Vombatus ursinus (common wombat)
Lineage: Eukaryota; Metazoa; Chordata; Mammalia; Diprotodontia; Vombatidae
Product: ankyrin repeat domain-containing protein 29
Exons: 10
Coding region: 374-1156 (260 amino acids)
Biological process (GO): negative regulation of delayed rectifier potassium channel activity; neuronal action potential
Cellular component (GO): axon initial segment; membrane; synapse
Molecular function (GO): transmembrane transporter binding
Source: RefSeq, a predicted model, not a curated record